GUUAAUCUGUUCACGUGAUGACAUUCGUGGAAUUGAAUCUUUCGCAAGCUAAAGAGAAAAGUAAAAAACCCACAAAACACAUGAACAAAAUGACCUCGAUUUUACAUCAUCAAAAUGGCGGCAAUAAUCUGCACGGCGAUAGUAAGCUGAACGAGUACAGCAAAUCGAAAAAUUCCACUAACGGACGCAUUUCAAAGUCUCGACUGAGCCAUCCGCGGAUCAGCUUUUCGAAAAAUAUUUUUGACGUGAGGGGGCACAUUUUCCUCGAAGGUCUGACCCAAACGACACUAUCGUUUUGCCGUGAGACCACUCUGCAUGGAAUGAAGUAUAUUGUCGCCGACAUCGAAGAAUUGGGAUCGACAUUCAGCAAACAGAAGAGAUUGCGGAAACUGAUAAGUUUAACAGUAUGGGCCAGCGCUGUAAUUGUUGGAGCAGUGUUUGCAAUCGUUCUGAUGGGCUUAGUAUGGAACAGGUUCCAGACCACUCCGACCAUUACGACUGUUGAAACAAAUAACUAUCCGAUAUGGAAUCUUCCGUUUCCAGCCGUAACCAUUUGUAAUAUAAACAAAGUGUAUGCCCCAGCCGCUCAAAAUAUUACGGAUAAAUUAAUCGAAAAAGGGUUAGAAAAAGAAGGAGUGCUCGAAUUCCUUGAAAAUUUAGCCAAACUUAUAACUCCAGAAUACAUUGAUGCUUUAUAUCUGAAAACUUAUCAAAUUCUGGAGGAAAUGGGUUACACAACGGACAAACUAAUGUUUGAAUUGAUGCAACCAUGUAAUCUAAUGAUAAAAAGUUGUGCUUGGCUCGGAAAAAUCAUUCCCUGUGACACAAUAUUUCGAGUUGCAAAGAGUUCGGAAGGAUUUUGUUGUUCAUUCAACUACAAAGCAUUAAAGGAUUCGCUGGAAAUAAACACAGCAAGUGAUACUGUAAACGAUCAGUUGUCCAGUCCCAUUUACCGAGUCACUGGUGCUGGCGAGAAUGUCGGUCUGAGCGCACGUAUUCAUGUCGAUAAGGAGUCGUACGUGGCAUAUAGCAAGUCGUUCUAUGGAGCCAAGGUGCUCAUUCACGAUCCGGAAGAUUUUCCACAAACCGAAGUGACCACAUCUAUCGGACAGCCGGGUUACGACCUAGCGAUUGCCGUUUUACCAUCAGUUAUCGUGAGUCAGCCACAAAUCAGAGGUCUGCCGCAAUUACAAAGAAAUUGUCUGUUCGAAGACGAGAAAAAACUACGCACCACAAACAAAUACAGUUUCCAGAGCUGUAUGAACGAGUGCACUGUGGAUACAAUCUUAGCAAAAUGUGACUGCUUGCCGUUUUACUAUCCAGAGUCAGAUAUAAGGGUAUAUGCCAAGAGAUAUCGUCAAUGUUCGUUGCACGAUGUCAAAUGUCUACGAGAUAAUCGACAUAUUUUUUCGAGUCUUCAGCCACCAGCUAACAUUGACGCUUUAAAUGAAACUAAUCUCGGGAUGCAGUGCUCGUGUCUGCCGAGCUGUUCGGAACAUAGAUACGAGGUUCAAACCAUUUUAUCCAGAAGAUAUCCAGAGGACAAACUGAAUUCGACAACGAUCAAUCAAAAACUAGUCGAUUUACACGAAGCAACCACACUGAGUGUUCAUUUCAAAGACUUAACUUGCAUAAAAUACAGACGAGAUAUGUAUAUGACAUGGGAUGGUCUGUUAGCUGCAUUUGGUGGUAUUUUCGGUCUAUGUUUGGGUGGAUCCGUGUUGAGUUUGGUGGAAAUGGUUUACUAUUUCACUUUGCGCCUAUUUAAUCGCGUCGUCGCAAUCAUACAAAAAGAUCAACCACCGACGCGACAAGUUUCUCCUGUGAAAAAACAUAAGCCAAAUUAUAGUGAGAAACAAUCAGACUUUGCACCAUUGAAAAAGUCGACGAUGUCAGACUCAAAGCUACAGACAUUUGGUAAGAAUAUCAUCGAAUAUGAACCAUUUACUGUUCGUGCGAAGGGUGUCGAUGCAUUCAAAAAACUUCAGAGUCAGGGUCAUAACAAUACUUUUGUAGGUGAGAGAUUUUAUUUGAAAUAAAUGAUUUGAGAUGGAUAUAAGUAACGGAAAAAGUUUUU
Bradysia coprophila is the source of this 2077-nucleotide messenger RNA. RefSeq names its product pickpocket protein 28-like. Lineage: Eukaryota; Metazoa; Arthropoda; Insecta; Diptera; Sciaridae. Gene Ontology annotation, cellular component: membrane. Gene Ontology annotation, molecular function: sodium channel activity. Gene Ontology annotation, biological process: sodium ion transport. The record is from RefSeq and is a predicted model, not a curated record.